This is a messenger RNA of Nannospalax galili (Upper Galilee mountains blind mole rat), 2128 nucleotides long. RefSeq names its product UDP-glucose pyrophosphorylase 2 (gene Ugp2). The record is from RefSeq and is a predicted model, not a curated record. The coding region runs from base 252 to 1778 and encodes 508 amino acids. Gene Ontology annotation, biological process: glycogen metabolic process; UDP-alpha-D-glucose metabolic process. NCBI's taxonomy places the organism in Eukaryota, Metazoa, Chordata, Mammalia, Rodentia, Spalacidae. Gene Ontology annotation, molecular function: UTP:glucose-1-phosphate uridylyltransferase activity. The transcript is spliced from 10 exons. Gene Ontology annotation, cellular component: cytoplasm.
GAGCGCAGCGGACUGAGUUCCCUCCCGAGUCGACUCGCUCGCACCGAGUUUCCGUCUUUGACAUAGGGGACUUUUUUUUUUUUUUUUUUUUUUUUUUUUUAAAGGACAGUUUGAAUCGCUUUGUACGAAUACUUAAGUGGCUAAACUGAUAGGCGGAGAAAGAACACGUUAAAGCUGGGAAGGGAGACCUGCCCUUCUAGCUCAACUCCUAGAAAUUAAAAAUUGCAAGCCAGAGUAUUUAAAAUCCCAAAAUGUCGAGAUUUGUGCAAGAUCUUAGCAAAGCUAUGUCUCAAGAUGGUGCUUCUCAGUUCCAAGAAGUCAUUCGACAAGAACUAGAAUUAUCUGUGAAAAAGGAAUUAGAAAAAAUACUUACCACAGCACCCUCACAUGAGUUUGAGCAUACCAAAAAAGACCUUGAUGGAUUUCGGAAACUGUUUCACAGAUUUUUGCAAGAAAAAGGACCUUCUGUGGAUUGGGGGAAAAUCCAGAGACCUCCAGAAGAUUCGAUUCAACCCUAUGAAAAGAUAAAGGCCAGGGGCUUGCCUGAUAAUAUAUCUUCUGUGUUGAACAAACUGGUGGUGGUGAAACUCAAUGGUGGUUUGGGAACCAGCAUGGGCUGCAAAGGCCCUAAAAGUCUUAUUGGUGUGAGGAAUGAGAAUACGUUUUUGGAUCUGACUGUUCAGCAAAUUGAACAUUUGAACAAAACCUACAACACAGACGUUCCUCUGGUUUUAAUGAACUCUUUUAACACGGAUGAAGAUACCAAAAAAAUACUACAGAAGUACAACCAUUGUCGUGUGAAAAUUUACACUUUCAAUCAAAGCAGGUACCCGAGGAUUAAUAAAGAAUCCUUACUUCCUGUAGCAAAGGAUGUAUCUUACUCAGGGGAAAAUACGGAUGCUUGGUACCCUCCAGGGCAUGGUGAUAUCUAUGCCAGUUUCUACAAUUCCGGUUUGCUCGAUACUUUUAUAGGAGAAGGCAAAGAGUAUAUUUUUGUGUCUAAUAUAGAUAAUCUGGGUGCCACAGUGGAUCUUUAUAUCCUUAAUCAUCUGAUGAACCCACCCAAUGGGAAGCGCUGUGAAUUUGUCAUGGAAGUUACAAACAAAACACGUGCAGAUGUAAAGGGUGGGACACUCACUCAGUAUGAAGGCAAACUCAGACUGGUGGAAAUCGCUCAAGUGCCAAAAGCACAUGUUGAUGAGUUCAAGUCUGUAUCAAAAUUUAAAAUAUUUAACACAAACAACCUAUGGAUUUCUCUUGCAGCAGUUAAAAGACUGCAGGAACAGAAUGCCAUUGACAUGGAAAUUAUUGUGAAUCCAAAGACUUUGGAUGGAGGCUUGAAUGUCAUUCAGUUAGAAACUGCAGUUGGAGCUGCAAUUAAAAGUUUUGAGAAUUCUUUAGGUAUUAAUGUUCCAAGAAGUCGUUUUCUUCCUGUCAAGACCACAUCAGAUCUCUUGCUUGUGAUGUCAAACCUCUAUAGCCUUAAUGCAGGAUCUUUGACUAUGAGUGAAAAGCGAGAAUUUCCUACAGUACCGUUGGUUAAAUUAGGAAGUUCUUUUACCAAGGUUCAAGAUUACCUAAGAAGAUUUGAAAGUAUACCGGAUAUGCUUGAAUUGGACCACCUCACAGUUUCAGGAGACGUGACUUUUGGAAAAAAUGUUUCAUUAAAGGGAACAGUUAUCAUUAUUGCAAAUCAUGGUGACAGGAUUGACAUCCCCCCUGGAGCAGUGUUAGAGAACAAGAUUGUAUCCGGAAAUCUUCGCAUCCUAGACCACUGAAAUGAAAGCUAGUUACUGUAUACACUUUGUACUAAUUAUGGGCUAAAGAAGUUUCUUACAAUAAAAUGUUCUCUUAAGAUUCUAAAAUAAUCAGGUACUUUACCAUGUUGUACUCUGCAGUGUUGAUUGUUUUUAAAAUAGCGUGUUCUGCAGUACGCUUUUACCUAAGGAGAACACAGAUGGAGCAAUACUUCCUUCUUGGAAGACCCUAAAAAUUUAGUUCCUCCUAAAGUGCAAUAUUAUUUAAUCUUAGAAUUGGGUCAGCUCUGCUGGAAGAUCUUUUAACAGAAGCCUCAAUGAUGAUCACUUUGAAUUGCCUGUGAUUUCAAAAAUAAAGUGAUAAAACAAUA